AUCAAUCGAUCUAUUUAACUUUGAAUUUUAGCAUAUCCCGAGUUUAUUUUCGAUUUAAUUCAAUAUUUGUGGCUUGGCUGGCAAACUUGAUUUCGGGCUUGUAGACCUAAUUCGCUUUAUUUAUUUAUUUUAAAUAUCAGUUAUUGCUAUGGUUUAACGGUUAAUUUUCUGUCUGCUUCUGUUAAAUUCGAAGGUGAUACAUAAUGGAUUGCAGAUGGUAUGGCAGCAAACAGGAAACUGUUUCCCAUGAUGAAAGUCAACAAGAUAGGAACCAGGUGGCAUGCUAUUGCAUCAUGGACUUGGGAUGCUCAAGACGAAACAUGUGGGAUCUGUAGGAUGGCCUUUGAUGGCUGCUGUCCUGAUUGCAAACUCCCUGGCGAUGAUUGUCCAUUAAUCUGGGGUGUAUGCAACCAUGCUUUCCAUCUUCACUGCAUCUUGAAAUGGGUGAAUUCACAGAUUUCCCAAGCACAUUGUCCUAUGUGCCGCAGAGAAUGGCAAUUUAAAGGAUGAUGAAUUCUUCUGUUGUAUGAUUGAUGGCCUUUUCUUUGUGGUUGUCAAUCCUGUUUCUCCUUGGCGGCUCUUCUGGCGAACUCCAGAAAGAUGAGCUUGAAGCUUCCAAUAGUUAAAUGUCUAUUCGAAUCUGUCGUUUCUUGAUCUCUCUUUUAACUUUUAGUUGACAUUAAAUAUUUGAGCCUACGCAAGUGAAACAGCACAGUUUUUAGCUUCUGGUAAAUUAUUGUGGAUGUUGGAGGAAAGGAGAAGGUAUCAGAAUAGGAGUGAUCAUUAUUGGUAUUGAGCAGGAAGACAAAUACAGAGCAUUUCGGUUGCAAGUUUCAUUUGUCUGUCUGGUUUGUAAGCUGCCCUGCUGCUACUAUUAUCUUGUACGAUAUGUGUCAUUAUCUGCUCCCCACCUUCGCAAUGAUUGUCAUUAACAACAAAGCAUUCAGCUAAAUGGUGGCACUUCCAUCUGAGCUAUGAUGCCACCGUUGGAAAAUGUAGAUAAUGCUAAAACUGGAGCCAACUCUUAAAACUAAAGCAGAGAAUAAAGUAAAGUAAUUUAGGUGGGACGCAUAGCAUCUUCCUUUGUUGUUUUGUUCUGCUUUUGUAAAAGCUUAUCUUUUUCUUUUCUUAGCCUGAAAGCCACCAAAUUAACUUAUCAACUUGGGAUUAUACUCUACAACUAGGAAAUUCCAUAAAUAAAGUUUGCAAGGCUCUAAAAGCUUUUAUUUGCUCUUGUAAAUGUUCCACAGUACAUUCUGUUGGAAUAGCCAUUUGAUUCCGUGAAAAGUAUAUAUCCAACAAAAGUUCAACAUACCUUAAACCAACAAGUCAAAGGGAUGAUAGGAGUAAAGAAAACGAAGACAUGAUGACAAAGAAAUAUAUAUCAUCACUUGCAUAAUUCAAAGAGACACUAACAUCAAACAUGAUAAUGGGCAACUCAUUGCCCUACCGACAACAAAUCCACCCUCUUUAAUUACACUGAAUUAAUAGGUAAAAUUAACAAAAGGGCAAUUAAAUAAAUUGUCAGAAAUUUAAAAAAAAAAA
Molecule: messenger RNA, 1545 nt
Organism: Ricinus communis (castor bean)
Lineage: Eukaryota; Viridiplantae; Streptophyta; Magnoliopsida; Malpighiales; Euphorbiaceae
Product: anaphase-promoting complex subunit 11
Exons: 4
Coding region: 220-510 (96 amino acids)
Biological process (GO): protein ubiquitination; positive regulation of mitotic metaphase/anaphase transition; anaphase-promoting complex-dependent catabolic process
Cellular component (GO): anaphase-promoting complex; nucleus
Molecular function (GO): cullin family protein binding; zinc ion binding; ubiquitin protein ligase activity
Source: RefSeq, a predicted model, not a curated record